AUGCUCGCAGCAAUCGUACUCCUCGGAUUUCUGCCUCUAAUCGUGAAUGCGCAGGAAAAAUGUAAAGCAUUGGAGAUGAAUGAUAAAGUGCGUGAAUUCAUCACAGACCAGCACAAUCAGUUGAGAUCGAAAUUUGCUUUGGGCAACGGUUAUGAAUCUAAACCUGCAAAGAAUAUGUAUCAAUUGAAGUAUGACUGCCAGCUCGAAAAUGAAGCCCAGAAACUAGCAUUAACAUGUGAUUUGCUCCAAUCAUUGAAUGGUGUCAACUAUUUCCUUACUGCUGGUCCCGAUGCUGACAACACAGAACCUGAACAUAUCUUUAAAAACUUGUUGAAUUCAUGGAUCAGCUACAUUGAGGACAACGAAUACACCUUCUCCUUAACCACUUAUCAGGGAAAUCCAAAUUUCCCUCAGAUGGUUUGGGGCUCAACCACUCGAUUGGGAUGUGCCCUUAACACAAACUGUACCUACUAUGAGAUGCACGCAGACAGCGUUGUUUGCCGAUACGAGCAACCGGGUAAUGUACCUGGUGAAGUCAUUUACGAAGCUGGCGACCCAUGCAAACAAGAUUCUGACUGCACCACUUAUCCGGGAUCAAAAUGCCUGGCCGAUAAGGGCUUAUGUGUGAAGCCGUAA
Messenger RNA from Anisakis simplex (herring worm), 636 nucleotides. Lineage: Eukaryota; Metazoa; Nematoda; Chromadorea; Rhabditida; Anisakidae. The record is from the annotation of a GenBank genome assembly.